Messenger RNA from Filobasidium floriforme, 2412 nucleotides. RefSeq lists its product as uncharacterized. Bases 1 to 2412 code for a protein of 803 amino acids. Lineage: Eukaryota; Fungi; Basidiomycota; Tremellomycetes; Filobasidiales; Filobasidiaceae. Gene Ontology annotation, molecular function: protein binding. The record is from RefSeq and is a predicted model, not a curated record. The transcript has 11 exons.
AUGCCUACUCAAACGGCAAAACCCAAAGCCAAGUCCCCCAUGCCUCCUGGCAAGCCGACCAGUCCAUCGACUACUUCAAAUGCUCCCCCGGAAAAGGCGUCGACGACCUCGACUGCGAAACCAGCAGCGAAAAAGGACGUGAAUUCCAACAAGCCUACCCCGGAAGAGAGUCGACGAGCUUUCAAGCAGUUCCAGAAGGGCAAAGGGCGGGCACACGAUGUCCUCGGACACGCACACUCGUGUGCCAAGUGUAACCACGCUGCCGAACUCGCCAACGCCGUCAUGGACCCCACCCGACCGCCUACGAUGAGCCCGGACUGUAUACUGUACACCCAUCCGACGGCGUACAUCCCUGCAAGGGCACCGAGGUGUUUCUGUUCAAAGGAGCCUAGCCCUUCUUUGCAAAACACCUAUGCUACCUUGCAUGACCUCUUCAUCAGGCGUCUGAAGUUGCACGACCUCCCUAUCGUCUUUUACGAAGAGGUUGCCGAGCUAGAAAAACAGAUGAUCCCGGAGAUGAUGCGGGACGCCAUGCUAGGAAAAGCCUACAUCGGCCCGUCGAACAGUUUUGCUCCAGAGCUGUCUUAUGGGUACGAAGGGGAUCCUAACGGGGUUGGAAAUGGAGGAGUGGGUGGAAGGACGCCGAGGAAACGGAGGAGACAUCCGUUCAGGGUCUCGGAUUAUCCUGAUCCGGAAGCUAGGCUGGAGAUGAGGAUCGAGUUGCUCCGGGCCGUCAAGGGGUUGAGCAAGGAGUUAUUAUUCGAUUCUACGGCGCCGUUGGUACUCGAAGAGCUAGCAUAUUGCGGAGACGUACAUGGGUACAGUUCCCUCACCCACGGCCCACCCUGCGCAUGCGUCCUCAACCUCUGCCGUCCAUGUCUCAAAGUCCUAGCCUCCCGCCUGAUACCCAAUACGACCCCCCGUCCCCUCCCCCGCUCUCCACCGGAUUCCGCCUUUCUCUUGUACUCGGCCCGGGCGCUCAAAGCUCAGUAUCUCAGUAAAGAAACCGCCGCGGCGAUGGAGAGGAGCGAUUGGGAGGAAGACCUCAAGGCGUGUCAGAGACGGACGGGGGACGUGCUCUGGCAGAUGGCCAUGGAGAUUGAUCUGGUGAAAGCGUCGAGGGAGGUGAUCGGGGUCAUGGAGAGGGCGUAUGACGAAGACUUUUAUCAGGGAUUGUUACCACUUUACAAGCCUGAGCCUGGGUUCGAGAAGGAGAGUUUCAAGCCCGUCAGGAAUAUCAAUCAAAUCAACCACUACCUCGAUCAAGUCGGGGAAGACUUCGAAGACGAACUACAAGCCAAGAGGGAAAAGGCAGAGAGGGAGAAGGAAAAAGGAAACAACGCUUUCAAGAGGGGAAUGUUCCAGAGAGCGGCCAAGCAUUUCAGUAAUGCUAUGGAGUUGGAUCCGUGUGAGGUUGUCUAUCCUCUGAAUCGAUCUCUGCCGUUGAUCAAGAUGAGAAAAUAUAGAACAGCCGAACGUGAUUGCACUUUCUGCAUACACGUAAAUCCCAAGAACACGAAAGCGCUGUAUCGUCGAGCUUUGGCAAGGAAAGGUCUGGGUCAUCUGGUCGAGGCAGAAAUAGACCUAAACAUGGUUCUGGUGCUCGAGCCCACGAACCAGGCGUCGAUCAAUGAGCUCGAGGAGAUUCGGCAGAUCCUAUGCCAGACCGCCGGCUCGUCCGCAGGCAAUACCGUAGCCAUGAUGAAGCAAAUCCCGAUGGUCGUAGAUUCCGCCACCGCGAUCGCCGAGAGACAGGACUCGGAAACCUAUUGGAAAGAACGCCUAGCAACGACCGUGAAUCCUGACGAGAGUUUGCAUCGGGGCAAAACCGGUUACCCUUGUGCAGCGUACAAUCUCAACAAGGAUGGGUGUCCGGCAGGCGCCAACUGCUUCGACUCGCACGCACCGGAUCAGUAUUCGCUCCGCGUCAAUGCCUUCAAUCGAAAUGUCUGCACUAACAAUCUCCUUGGACGAUCCUGCAUCCCGGAAGAUUACGACGAGGAGGAUGAGGAUGAGGAGCCUUACAUCUGCCCGUACAUGCACGCUGAGACGGAAGAUGAGAAGAAGGUCGUCUGGAGCGAAAUGCAAGACCUGGCCGACAAGCUGCACACAGAUAUGAGUAUCGACAAGACUAUGACACAAAAGGGUUUCAUGGAUGCCAUGAGGGCGGGCGUGAUGGCGGGGCAGAUCAACCCUAUGAAUGGGUCAGCCAGUAUCAGCAUCCCGCCCGAGAUCCAGCGCAUCCUCCAGGAUGGUAUGCAGAGCAUUUUGGAGAGGAGCGUUAAGGACGGGCCGGCUCAGUUCGAUCUCGAACAGAUGAGCAUAUCCUUUGAUCUGCCCAUCCGCGCCUCGAAGGGCCCUCAGCCUCGAGCGAUGAAGAAGCAGGGCACGGCCAAGAAUGGCAAGAAAUAG